Molecule: messenger RNA, 1422 nt
Organism: Labrus mixtus (cuckoo wrasse)
Lineage: Eukaryota; Metazoa; Chordata; Actinopteri; Labriformes; Labridae
Exons: 7
Coding region: 73-930 (285 amino acids)
Molecular function (GO): oxidoreductase activity
Source: RefSeq, a predicted model, not a curated record
UAGAAUUAAAUAGUUACACUUCUUUCUUUUUUUUACAUUCAGUGUAGGCCUUUGCCCACUGCUCUGGGGAACAUGUCGUACGUCAAAGUCCUGAAUUGUCCCACAAUCCCACUUUCCAAUGGUCUGCAGAUUCCAAUAUUUGGAUUGGGCACAUCACAUUACGGUGGAUACUCUCAUGAUGCCAUUGUGUAUGCACUCACCGAGUGUGGCAUUCGUCACAUUGACACAGCAAAGCGUUACGGCUGUGAGGAGGAACUUGGUAAAGCUAUAAGUGACAGUAGGAUACCAAGAAGUGAUCUGUGGCUGACCAAUAAACUGUGGCCAGGGGACUAUGGAUACAAAGCUGCAAAGAAAGCCUGCCUCACCUCCUGCUCACAGAUGGGGGUGCAAUAUUUUGAUCUGUACCUGAUGCACUGGCCAGAGUCAUUGCAGCCUGGUUGCUCCAACAGGGAGAUGAGAGCUGAGACCUGGAGAGCAUUGGAGGAACUUUAUAAAGAAGGGGUGUGCCUUUCUAUUGGAGUGAGCAACUUUCUUGUACACCAUCUGGAGCAGUUAAAGGAAGACUGUAGUGUGGUGCCACAUGUUAACCAGGUGGAGUAUCAUCCAUUCCAGCAGCCCAAUAAACUGAUAGAUUACUGUCGUCAAGAGGGAAUAGUGUUUGAAGGCUACAGUCCUCUGGCUAAGGGUCAAGUUCUCAGUGACCCGACUGUUCUCCGCACAGCAGAAAAGUACAGACGCACACCUGCUCAGAUCUGCAUCCGCUGGAGUAUUCAGAAUGGAGUGGUCACAAUACCAAAAUCCACCAAAAGGAAGAGGAUAGAAGAAAACAGUCAAGUGUUUGAUUUCCGACUGGACGACUCGGACAUGGCUGCUCUGGGAGGACUUCACGAUGAGAGACACGUCACCUGGGAUCCAACAAAUGUGGAGUAACAGAAUAACAUCUAGAUUUUAGAAUACAUUUGAUUUAGAUUGGACAUGUUUGCUAAUAAUAUAAAUUAGAUACUGAAACAACAAAACUCAGCAUGUAACCAGAAAUGCAAAAUACAAUGGUGGCAGAGUGAUGUACACAAGAAUAUAGUUCUAAAAGAAAAGAGGAUAUAUGUGAAAACACUAGAAGGCAGCUAAUGCUAACAAGAAGACAUGAAUAAUCAGCUGGAGGAGUCUGCCCGGUCUGUAUGAGGAGGAACACAUUCAGUAAUUAUAGCUGCCUGCAAUAGAUUUUUAUUGUUCUGAAACAUGACGAGAAAGAAUCUGUAGUAAAUGUUUGGCAGUGAUUCUAUGCCUGAAAGUAUCAUAAACAGCUCUUGUUGUUUCUUAUUUGAUAGAAUCCGAUGUCAUUAUUGUUAUUUGCAGAGUGUAUAAUCAUUUCAUAAUAAAUUAUGAUUUGCAUAUUAUUGUAUAUUAAAUGGAGUGGUUAUCAUC